CACGACAAGACGACGAGCUGGACGCCUCCCGUCCAAGUCGUGGCUGGCGUCCCGGUCCGGCAGGCACCGGCCCAGGCGCCGGCCGCCGACCCCGUCAUCAAGCCCUCUGGCGUCCGCAGAGCGCUCCUCGUCGGCAUUAACUACCCCGGCUCGCGGUGCGCCUUGAGAGGGUGCGUGAAUGACGCCCUCCGAAUGAGAGAUCUGUUGCUUUCGAGCGGCUUCGAAGAUAAAUGGAUAAGAUUGCUCCGAGACGACGGCAAGGGCCGCCGCGCGUCGUCGUCGCGGCUCCACGAGUCGACGGCGAUGCCGACGAGAAGCAACAUCAUCGAAGGCCUCCGGUGGCUGGUGCGAAGCGCCAAGCGCGGCGACUGCUUGUUCUUCCAUUUCAGCGGCCACGGCGGCCAGGUACGCGACCACUCCGGCGACGAGGCCGACGGUUAUGACGAGACGAUCGUGCCCUGCGACUACAAGCGCGCCGGGCAAAUUACGGACGAUGAAUUAUUCAAAAUUCUCGUCAAGGACCUCCCGGAGGGCUGCAAGCUUACGGCCGUGAUGGAUUGUUGCCAUAGUGGCACGGGCCUUGAUCUCCCGUACGACUACCAAAGUGGCCGCGGCUGGCGCUGCGAGGAUGUUCCUUUCCAUACCCGCGGCGACGUACAGAUGUUGAGUGGUUGCGAGGACGACCAAACUUCUGCGGACACGUAUCACAACUUCUCGGCGGGCGGCGCGAUGACGAACGCGCUGCUCAAGGCUCUGAAGGAUAACCCGCUCCCGCUCUACCCGGAUUUGUUCCGCGCUUUGCACGCGAACCUACGGAAGAAGGGCUUCCGCCAGCGGCCGCAGCUCACGUCGUCGCAACCCUUUGACGUGACCAAUCGCGUGUUCUCGCUCACGGACGGGUUCGUCCCGAACCACAACGCGGUCUACGGCGAGCCGCCCGGGGCGAAGCAUCGGCAUCGCCGCCGCCGCCGCCGCCGCGGGACGGGAGGCAUGGGCCUCGAAGGAGUGCUCGCGGCGGGCCUGGGCGCGGGCAUCCUGGCAUCGGUGUUCGGCUAG
Molecule: messenger RNA, 1056 nt
Organism: Pelagomonas calceolata
Lineage: Eukaryota; Pelagophyceae; Pelagomonadales; Pelagomonadaceae
Source: the annotation of a GenBank genome assembly